This is a messenger RNA of Chionomys nivalis (European snow vole), 4403 nucleotides long. It is a transcript of the gene Dcbld2, whose product is annotated as discoidin, CUB and LCCL domain containing 2. The record is from RefSeq and is a predicted model, not a curated record. NCBI's taxonomy places the organism in Eukaryota, Metazoa, Chordata, Mammalia, Rodentia, Cricetidae. Bases 266 to 2629 code for a protein of 787 amino acids. The transcript is spliced from 16 exons.
GCUAGCCGGUCCAGCUACGAGCGCGGCGGGAGCGGGUCCCAGCUCGACCACGGUCCAGCCCUCCGGUCCGCCGCGCUCCGGCUGGGGUUCUCGAGAGGGGAAGCGCGACGAAGCGACGCGGGCAGCCGGCAGCGGGCGCGGGAAGCCGGGCAGAGGGGUCGAGGCGCCGCUGCGCUGCCGCCGCGUCCUCGCCGGGUGCUGCGGGCCCCGGGCGCGCGGGGCUCGGCGGCGCGCGCACUAUGCGGGCAGACUGCCGGCCGCCGCGAUGGCGAGCCGGGCUCCGCUGAGAGCCGCGCACAGUCCGCAGGGUCCCCGAGGCCAGGCCGCGCCCGCCGCCACCGGCCGGGCCCCGCUGCCCAGCGCAGGCUGCUGUCCCCUCCCUCCUGGCCGCAACUCCUCCUCCAGGCCUGGGCUGCUCCUGCUGCUGCUCCUGCUGCUCCAGGACGUUGGAGCCCAGCAAGGUGAUGGGUGUGGACACACCGUACUAGGCCCUGAGAGCGGGACACUUUCAUCCAUCAACUACCCGUACACCUACCCUAACAGCACCGUGUGUGAGUGGGAGAUCCGAGUAAAGACGGGAGAGAGAAUUCACAUCAAGUUUGGUGACUUUGACAUUGAAGAUUCUGAUUCUUGUCACCUUAAUUACCUGAAAAUCUUUAAUGGAAUUGGAGUCAGCAGAUCGGAAAUAGGCAAAUACUGCGGUCUGGGUUUACAAAUGAAUGGGUCAAUUGAGUCCCAAGGCAGCGAAGUCACAGUGCUGUUCAUGAGUGGAAUCCAUGCUUCUGGACGGGGAUUUUUGGCUUCAUACUCAGUUAUAGAUAAACAAGAUUUAAUCACUUGUUUGGAUAACAUAACUAAAAUUUCGGAACCUGAGUUCAGUAAAUUCUGCCCAGCUGGCUGCCUGCUCCCUUUUGCUGAAAUAUCUGGAACAAUUCCUCAUGGAUACAGAGAUUCUUCGCCACUGUGCAUGGCUGGAAUUCAUGCAGGAGUAGUGUCAAAUGUCCUGGGUGGCCAGAUCAGUGUUGUGAUUAGCAAAGGCACCCCGUACUAUGAAAGCUCUUUGGCCAACAACGUCACUUCCGUGGUGGGCUAUUUAUCUCCGAGUCUGUUUACAUUUAAGACAAGUGGCUGUUAUGGGACUCUGGGGAUGGAAUCUGGGGUGAUUGCCGAUCCCCAGAUAACUGCAUCAUCUGUGCUGGAGUGGACUGACCACAUGGGGCAGGAGCACAGCUGGAAACCGGAGAAGGCCAGGCUGAGAAAACCUGGGCCUCCGUGGGCUGCUUUUGCCACGGAUGAGCAUCAGUGGCUGCAAAUCGACCUGAAUAAGGAGAAGAAGAUAACAGGUAUUGUAACCACUGGAUCUACCAUGGUAGAACACAAUUACUAUGUGUCUGCCUAUAGAGUUCUAUACAGUGACGACGGGCAGAAAUGGACUGUAUACAGAGAACCUGGUAUGGAGCAGGACAAGAUAUUUCAAGGAAACAAAGAUUAUGACAAGGAUGUUCGUAAUAACUUUUUGCCACCAAUUAUUGCACGUUUCAUUAGAGUGAACCCUGUCCAGUGGCAACAGAAAAUUGCCCUGAAAGUGGAACUACUCGGAUGUCAGUUCACUCUCAAAGGCCGUCUUCCAAAGCUUACUCAGCCUCCUCCACCUCGGAACAGCAAUAACCUCAAGAACACAACAGCUCAUCCCAAACUAGGUCGUGCCCCUAAAUUUACUCAAGUACUUCAACCUCGAAGUAGGAAUGACCUUCCUGCACAGACAGCACAGACAACCGCCACUCCUGUCAUAAAAAAUACGACCGUAACUCCCAGUGUAACCAAAGAUGUCGCACUGGCUGCCGUUCUUGUUCCUGUGCUGGUCAUGGCUCUUACCACGCUCAUCCUCAUUUUAGUGUGUGCGUGGCAUUGGAGAAACAGAAAGAAAAAAACUGAAGGCACCUAUGACUUACCGCACUGGGAUCGGGCAGAACUGGUCUCUGUGAGUAACACUUGGUCCCUGGCUUACAAUCACAAUGAAGGUUGGUGGAAAGGCGUGAAACAGUUUCUCCCUGCCAAAUCCGUGGAACAUGAGGAGACGCCAGUUCGCUACAGCAAUAGUGAAGUUAGUCACCUGAGCCCGAGAGAAGUCACCACAGUGCUCCAGGCUGAUUCUGCAGAAUAUGCACAACCCCUCGUGGGAGGAGUCGUGGGCACGCUCCAUCAGAGAUCCACCUUUAAACCUGAGGAGAGAAAAGAAGCAGGCUAUGCAGACCUGGAUCCCUACAACUCUCCAGUACAGGAAGUGUACCACGCCUAUGCGGAACCGCUGCCCAUCACGGGGCCUGAGUACGCAACCCCGAUCGUCAUGGACAUGUCAGGGCACCCCACAGCCUCAGUUGGUCUGCCCUCCACGUCUACUUUCAAAACGGCAGGGAACCAACCUCCUCCAGCUUUAGUGGGAACUUACAACACACUUCUCUCCCGGACUGACAGCUGCUCCUCGGGCCAGGCUCAGUACGACACCCCGAAAGGUGGGAAGCCAGCCGCUGCCCCAGAGGAACUGGUGUACCAGGUGCCACAGAGCACCCAGGAAAUAUCGGGAGCAGGAAGGGAUGAGAAGCGUGAUGCUUUGAAAGAAAUCCUUUGAAGGUGGUGCUGCUUUUGACGAAGCAUCCAUUUAAAGCACAUGGCUUUUUAAUCCAUAGAGUAGUAAUAGCAGAAUGUAUUAUGUGUCUGUCACUGAAGUGGGUAGGGGAAUGUGGUGACCGAGGUACAAGAAACUACUUACCUUGCCGUCUUGCUUUAAAGGUGUUACUGUGUGGCACAGUUCCUGCUUGCCUGUUACACUUCAAACAUCCUGUUUGUUACUGCUGUAAAACACUAUUUUUAAUACCGAAAAAGCUCCCUAUAAUGCACUUCAAAGAACCUGAGAAUCACUGAUUAUUUAUUACCAAUGCUGCAGGUACAUUAGUGAACUUGAGAUGGUUCCGUAAGCCUUGCUGGCAAUAAUGCAUGGUACUGUUCUUGAAAUUAUCAAAUGGCUUGAAAUUCUCCCUUUGUGAAAGGUAGGUACUAUCAUGUUCUCUUUCAACCUGUAUUCCUGUCUGCAAUCUUUUCUCCACAACAGCGGUCCAUAACCGUCGUCAUAGCUGCAGGCGUGUGCGCUGCUCUGUAUUUCCCUAGGAAGGUGCACAGCUGGAGCUCCUGGCCUUGCAGUACGCUGGGUGCCUGACUUCUCCUUUGGUAACACUCUUUUAACACCAGGUGGCUCAGGACCUGGUCUCACCUCUGCUCAUCCCACCCAGGACCUUUUGUGGCCUCGUUCUAUCCUGUGUUUAUAAAUGCUGGUGGUCCCUUUCAGUAGGCAAUCUUUAGGUCUUCUUCCCAUGGAAAUGGUGGAGAAGCUGCUUGGUCCCUCCACUCCCCUCUGCAGAGAUAUAUAAAUUACCUUAGGGAAAAAAUUGAAAGGAGACUAAACUUAAUUAACCUCCUUGGUUUAUUUACACACAAGCCCAAAUACAAAAUUUUUCUCUAAGUCCCAAGGUAUUUUAUAAUUUUAAUCAUAGUUUGUUUCUAUUUUCUUCAGUAAACUAUUACAAGAAAAAGAAAACCAGUAUGAACCAGACCUGAUGGCUCAGGCCUGCAAUCCUAAGACCUGGGAGGCUGAGGCAUGAGGAUCCCAAGUUCAAUGCUUUGAAGUCUAACUUCAGGAUGAACCCAGGCUACUCAUAAAAUCCUGUCUCAAAAUAAGAAGGGGGCAGGGAUAUGUCUUAGUGGUUUGUGCUUGCCUACAGUAAGUGUGAGGCCCUAGAUUCAGUCCUAGUACUAAAAGAGAAAAGAGGAUCAUCAUGCAUUCUUCAGUUCUAUGUAAUUUUGUGGAGAGAGGCCUAAGUAAUCCUUUGUGUCAGACCUGGUUGGCCAGUGUCCUCACUUCUGAACGGACACGAUUCUCCCCAGCAGCUUGUCACUGCUUAAGCGUAACCUGCCCAGACUAGUGUCAGAUAGGUUGCUUAGAUAUUGUGAUGGGUCAGCCUACAGUGCAGAAACCACCUUCUGAUAUCUGUAGGCUGCCAAGAUAACUGAAGAAGCCCAUCAGAUGUAGACAUAAAAUUCCAUAUCCCUGUCCACAAACCUGUUGGUUCGUUUAGUUGUAAAGUAUAUCGGGCCAUCAGGUCCUGGUCUUUUUUCUCAGCUUAUACCAUCCAGGUUCUGCAUUGCCAAACUUUACUAAAUUUGGACAGUGGUAGACAGUAUUGACUCUGCUCCCUUCCACAAGUACAUCAGUAUUUUAAAACAUUGCUUCAGAAACAGAGUUGUCUGUUUCUACAGGUUCCCUGCCUCUGCCCCUCAUAUGAUUUUGUUGCUUUUAUUGUAAUUUGCCUUUUGUUUUGCGGACUUUUUUUUUUUUUUUUUUUUGUUUU